Molecule: messenger RNA, 14831 nt
Organism: Pelobates fuscus (common spadefoot toad)
Lineage: Eukaryota; Metazoa; Chordata; Amphibia; Anura; Pelobatidae
Gene: HUWE1
Product: HECT, UBA and WWE domain containing E3 ubiquitin protein ligase 1
Exons: 84
Coding region: 289-13443 (4384 amino acids)
Biological process (GO): base-excision repair; protein polyubiquitination; membrane fusion
Cellular component (GO): cytoplasm; Golgi membrane; nucleus
Molecular function (GO): ubiquitin protein ligase activity; protein binding
Source: RefSeq, a predicted model, not a curated record
GACUUGACGCCGCCGCCGCUCUUGCGCUCAGGGUGUCCGGGGAGUCAGUAAGGGGGAUUCGGGCUGUUUUUAAGAUGGCGGAGGCGGCCGGAGCUCAGAGCUGAACCCGCUGACUGAUCAGUUGGUGCUGGACUGUCUGCGAGUCUUUACUCAGUGAGUGGAAGGUUGAUCCUCUAUUUUCUGGACUACACUUGCGGCCUUGUAUCAGAGUUUUUCAAUGCAGUUUUUCCUCUCAUUUUACGUGCCCUGCUGGUUUCAGCUAGUGUGAAGUAAUCUUACAUUACGAAAAUGAAAGUAGACAGGACGAAGCUGAAAAAGACGCCAACAGAGGCGCCUGCCGAUUGCAGGUCUCUGAUUGAAAAGCUGAAAGCAUGCACAGAUGAACAGCUUCUGUUGGAGCUACAGCAAAUCAAAACCUGGAAUAUAGGAAAGUGUGAGUUGUAUCACUGGGUUGAUUUGCUUGAUCGCUUCGAUGGAAUUCUGGCAGAUGCCGGUCAAACAGUGGAGAACAUGUCUUGGAUGCUGGUCUGUGAUAGACCUGAGAAACAGCAGCUUAAAGCUCUUGUGCUGGCAGUCCUCAACUUCACCGCUUUACUCAUUGAGUACAGCUUCUCCCGGCAUCUUUACAGCUCUAUUGAGCAUCUGACAACAUUACUUGCCUCCUCUGACAUGCAAGUGGUACUUGCUGUGCUAAAUCUCCUAUAUGUAUUCAGCAAGAGAUCCAAUUACAUUACUCGAUUGGCUUCAGACAAAAGAACGCCCCUCUUGUCACGACUCCAGCACCUAGCAGAGAGCUGGGGAGGUAAAGAAAAUGGCUUUGGUCUUGCAGAGUGUUGUAAAGAUAUGCAAAUGUCGAAAUACCCACCAAGUGCUACAACUCUACAUUUUGAGUUUUAUGCAGAACCUGGGUCUGAAGUUAAAAUUGAAAAAAAGGCAUCCAGUAAUACACUACAUUAUAUACAUAUAGAACAGCUAGAUAAGAUUUCUGAAAGUCCCUCUGAGAUAAUGGAAUCUCUCACCAAACUGUACAGCAUUCCCAAGGACAAGCAGAUGCUUUUGUUCACACACAUACGAUUGGCACAUGGCUUUUCUAAUCACAAGAAAAGACUACAAGCUGUACAGGCUAGGCUGCAUGCAAUCUCUAUAUUAGUUUAUUCCAAUGCCUUGCAAGAAUCUGCAAACAGUAUACUUUACAAUGGGUUAAUAGAGGAAUUAGUUGAUGUGUUACAAAUAACUGAUAAACAACUUAUGGACAUUAAAGCUGCGUCUUUGAGAACUUUGACCUCAAUUGUUCACUUGGAAAGAACACCCAAGUUGAGCAGCAUCAUAGACUGCACUGGCACAGCCUCGUAUCAUGGCUUUCUACCCGUUUUAGUCCGCAACUGCAUUCAGGCUAUGAUUGACCCAAGUAUGGAUCCAUACCCUCACCAAUUCGCCACAGCACUUUUUUCCUUUUUGUAUCACUUAGCCAGUUACGAUGCUGGUGGAGAAGCGCUGGUAUCCUGUGGCAUGAUGGAAGCACUUUUAAAGGUUAUAAAAUUCCUUGGAGAUGAACAGGAUCAGAUUACAUUUGUGACGCGAGCUGUGAGAGUUGUUGACCUCAUUACAAAUCUUGACAUGGCAGCCUUUCAGUCUCACAGUGGGCUGACCAUAUUUAUUUAUCGACUGGAGCAUGAAGUUGACCUUUGUCGGAAAGAGUGUCCAUUUGUCAUCAAACCCAAAAUUCAGCGCCCCACUAAUGUUCAGGAUGGUGAAGAGAUGGAGACUGAUAUGGAAGUGACUGACGUAGCUAUGGAGAGCAGUCCUGGUCCUUCCACCUCUGCAGAGCCUCGUCCUGUGAGCAUAAGCACCAGUGCUGGGCAUGUAGUUACAUCCCGGUCAGGUAAAGGGGUGCAAUGCAUUCCCCAGAGGGCUGCUCUCUUGAAAUCUAUGCUUAAUUUCCUUAAAAAGGCUAUCCAGGAUCCAGCCUUUUCAGAUGGAAUUCGCCAUGUGAUGGAUGGAACUCUUCCCACAUCCUUGAAACACAUAAUCAGCAAUGCUGAAUACUACGGCCCUUCCCUCUUUUUACUAGCUACAGAGGUAGUAACAGUGUUUGUAUUCCAAGAGCCUUCGUUGUUAUCUUCGCUUCAGGAUAAUGGGUUGACAGAUGUCAUGCUCCAUGCUCUCCUAAUUAAAGAUGUUCCUGCUACCAGGGAGGUUCUAGGCUCGCUCCCUAAUGUCUUCAGUGCCCUCUGUCUGAAUGCCCGGGGACUGCAGUCUUUUGUGCAAUGCCAACCCUUUGAAAGGCUCUUUAAAGUGUUGCUGUCUCCUGAUUAUCUUCCUGCAAUGAGGAGGAGGAGAAGCUCGGACCCUCUAGCUUUGACCUCUCUCCGGUCUCCUGCAGGCGAUACAGCCUCUAACCUGGGCAGUGCUGUUGAUGAACUGAUGAGGCACCAGCCCACGUUAAAAACAGAUGCCACCACUGCUAUUAUUAAGCUCUUAGAGGAAAUAUGCAAUCUGGGAAGGGAUCCAAAAUAUAUCUGUCAGAAACCAUCUAUUCAGAAGUCUGAUGGCACAGCCACGGCUCCUCCACCGAGAUCUAACCAUGCGGCAGAGGAGGCUUCAAGUGAGGACGAGGAAGAUGAGGAAGUACAGGCAAUGCAGAGCUUCAGUGCAAACCAGCAAAGUGAAGUUGAGCCUAUUGCACAUGUUGUGGGAACUGAGGAGAGAAUUCCCAUUCCUCUUAUGGAUUAUAUUCUCAAUGUGAUGAAAUUUGUCGAAUCUAUUCUGAGUAACAACACGACGGACGAUCACUGCCAGGAAUUUGUGAGCCAGAAAGGCCUUCUGCCUCUGGUCACCAUUCUUGGCCUGCCCAAUCUACCUAUUGAUUUUCCUACCUCUGCUGCCUGCCAAGCCGUGGCUGGUGUCUGCAAAUCAAUUUUGACUCUAUCUCAUGAGCCCAAGGUUCUUCAAGAAGGGCUACUUCAACUGGACUCCAUUCUAUCAUCCCUGGAUCCUCUUCACCGGCCCAUUGAGGCACCAGGGGGCUCUGUGCUGUUACGGGAAUUGGCAUGUGCUGGGAAUGUAGCGGACGCCACUCUAUCCGCCCAGGCAACACCUCUUCUUCAUGCACUAACUGCAGCACAUGCUUACAUCAUGAUGUUUGUCCACACGUGCAGGGUAGGACAGAGUGAGAUCCGUGCCAUCUCUGUAAAUCAGUGGGGAUCCCAGCUGGGUCUCAAUGUCUUGAACAAGCUAAGCCAACUCUACUGUUCUCUGGUGUGGGAAAGCACAGUCUUGUUAUCUCUCUGCACCCCCAACAGCUUGCCAGUUGGAUGUGAAUUUGGGCAGGCAGAUAUGCAGAAAUUGGCUCCAAAGGAUGAGAAGACGGCAGGUACAUCGCUACAUGGAGCCAAGAGGGCAGAUGGGGAGCCUGAAGUUUCUGCUGUUAGUGAAGAAGCCACUGGUUUAUUGGAAGGCAUCGGGCUUGAUGGUGACACUUUGGCUCCAAUGGAAACCGAUGAACCCAGUACCUCUGACCCCAAGGCGAAACCAAAGAUUACUCCUGCAAUGGCAGCCAGAAUAAAACAGAUUAAGCCUUUAUUAUCGGCAUCUUCUAGGCUAGGUCGCGCCCUGGCUGAGCUUUUUGGCCUUCUAGUCAAACUUUGUGUUGGGUCUCCUGUCCGCCAAAGAAGAAGCCAUCAUGCAGCAAGUACCACUACAGCCCCAACUCCAGCUGCCCGCUCUACAGCAUCCGCUCUAACAAAAUUACUAACCAAGGGACUUUCUUGGCAGCCUCCUCCCUACACACCAACUCCCAGGUUCAGGCUCACAUUCUUUAUCUGCUCGGUUGGUUUUACCUCCCCCAUGCUCUUUGAUGAGCGCAAAUAUCCAUAUCACCUCAUGCUGCAAAAAUUCCUCUGCUCUGGUGGACACAACGCUCUCUUUGAAACUUUCAACUGGGCUCUUUCAAUGGGUGGGAGAGUACCUGUUGCAGAGGGCCUUGAACACACAGAUCUUCCAGAUGGUACUGGAGAGUUCCUGGAUGCUUGGCUCAUGUUGGUGGAAAAGAUGGUGAACCCCACAACAGUACUAGAGUCUCCCCACUCUCUACCACCAACUAAGUUACCAGGAGGACAGAACUUUCCUCAGUUUAGCUCAUUGCGUUUCCUUGUGGUCACACAGAAGGCAGCUUUCACUUGCAUCAAGAAUCUUUGGAACCGUAAGCCCUUGAAAGUGUAUGGUGGUCGCAUGGCUGAAUCUAUGCUUGCCAUCUUAUGCCACAUUCUCCGUGGAGAGCCUGUAAUACGGGAACGCCUGAGCAAAGAGAGAGAGGGCAGCCGUGAAGAAGAGGGCCAACAAGAUGAAAGUGGAGCCAGGAGGGAGCCCCAAGUGAACCAGCAACAACUUCAGCAGGUGCUCAUGGAUAUGGGAUUCACAAGGGAGCAUGCAAUGGAAGCCUUGCUCAACACUAGUACCAUGGAGCAGGCCACCGAAUACCUUCUCACCCACCCGCCACCUCUUAUUGGAGGUGUUGUACGGGACUUGAGUAUGUCAGAGGAAGAUCAGAUGCUGAGAGCCAUUGCCAUGUCGUUGGGACAAGAUAUCCCUAUGGAACAGAGGGCAGAGCUGCCCGAGGAAACUGCUCGUCGUAAAGAGGAGGAGGAACGCAAAGCACGUGAAAAGCAAGAGGAGGAGGAGGCAAAAUGUCUGGAGAAAUUUCAAGAUGCCGAACCGCUUGAGCAGGAUGAGCUUCAUGGGUUUACAGACACAAUGCUUCCAGGAUGCUUCCACUUAUUGGAUGAGUUGCCGGACACAGUGUAUCGUGUGUGUGACCUUAUUAUGACUGCCAUAAAGCGCAAUGGGGCAGACUACAGAGACAUGAUACUCAAGCAAGUGGUUAACCAGGUUUGGGAAGCUGCAGAUGUUCUUAUUAAAGCCGCCCUUCCGUUGACAACUAAUGACACUAAAACGGUGUCAGAAUGGAUCAGUCAAAUGGCUACCCUUCCUCAAGCUUCCAACCUGGCCACUCGCAUCCUUUUGCUAACGCUACUUUUUGAGGAGCUGAAGCUGCCAUGUGCCAGGAUUGUGGAGACGAGUGGCAUUCUUAAUGUUCUGAUAAAACUGCUGGAAGUGGUUCAGCCCUGUCUUCAAGCAGCAAAAGAGCAGAAGGAAGUACAGACCCCCAAGUGGAUUACACCAGUCUUGCUGCUGAUUGAUUUUUAUGAGAAAACCUCAAUUUCUUCCAAGAGGAGAGUGCAAAUGAACAGGUAUUUACAAUCGAAUGGUAACAAUUGGCGUUGGUUUGAUGACAGAUCAGGCCGCUGGUGCAGCUACAGUGCUAGCAACAACAGUACCAUUGACACUGCAUGGAAAGCUGGAGAAACAUGCGUGCGCUUCACUGCCGGCCGUCGGAGAUACACUGUUCAGUUUACCACCAUGGUGCAGGUAAAUGAGGAAACUGGAAAUAGACGGCCUGUAAUGCUAACCUUACUGCGUGUCCCGAGGUUGCUCAAGGGUGGAAAGAAUGGAAAUGGGCAAGAACUGGAAAAGACAUUAGAGGAAGGAAAGGAAAUGGAGACAAAACCAAAAGAAGACAGCGUUUCUGAGUCCACUCCAGCAUCAGAAACCACUCCCACAGAAAAGGAAUCCCCUGUUGAAGAGCCAAAAGUUGGGGAUAUUGUUAUCCAGGGACUGACUGAAGAGAUGGUGACUGUCUUGAUUCGUUCAUGUGUCAGCAUGUUGGGCGUUCCUGUGGAUCCUGAUACAUUACAUGCAACUUUGCGGUUGUGCCUACGUCUUACCCGUGACCACAAGUAUGCCAUGAUGUUUGCAGAGCUGAAAAGCACGCGCAUGAUCCUUAGCUUGAACCAAACAUCUGCGUUCAAUGGCUUUACUCCGCUCGUCACUCUUCUCUUCCGACACAUAAUAGAGGAUCCGUGCACUUUGCAGCACACAAUGGAAAAGGUUGUGCGUUCUGCAGCCACCAGUGGGGCUGGAAGCACCACAUCUGGUGUAGUAUCUGGAAGCUUAGGUUCUCGAGAGAUAAAUUACAUUCUUCGAGUUUUGGGCCCAGCUGCUUGUCGAAAUCCAGAUAUUUUCACAGAGGUGGCAAAUAACUGUAUACGAAUAGCUCUGCCUGCACCCAGAGGAUCUGGAACAGCCUCUGAUGAUGAGUUUGAAAACCUUCGCAUCAAGGGUCCUAAUGCUGUCCAGCUAGUAAAGACAACACCUGUAAAGCCCUCUACUCUUCCAGUCAUCCCUGAGACUAUUAAGGAUGUGAUCUACGACAUGCUGAAUGCAUUGGCUGCCUACCAUGCUCCAGAGGAAGUUGCAGAAAAGACUGAGCCGAAGCCCGUGGCUAUGAAUCAAGAAGUCAGUCAGAUCUUGCAGGACAUGGGUGAUGAGGUUUUCCAGCAAUACCGUGAUCUGACCCGACAGGGCAGUGAUUUCGAUGCUCAGAGCAGCUUUGCCCUGAAUGCACGUGUGUUUACAGCAGACAGUACAUCCACUGAGACUCCUCAAUCUGGAACGCCACAAGGAGAAGCAGCAUUAACACCUGAGGAAAAUAGAGAAGGAGGAAAGAAGGAUAAGGAAUCUGAGCGAAUUUCGGAGGAGGGGAGAUUAAAGGCAAGAGCCAGUAAACCUUUGCUUCCUACUUCUACCAUCCUCAGAUUAUUGGCUGAGCUGGUCAGGUCCUAUGUGGGUAUUGCCACACUCAUUGCCAACUACAAUUACACAGCAGGACAGUCAGAGCUUAUUAAAGAGGAUUGCAGUGUGCUGGCAUUUGUUUUGGACCACCUCUUACCACACACUCAGAAUGCUGAGGACAAGGACACACCAGCUCUUGCCCGUCUGUUCCUGGCUAGCCUUGCUGCAGCGGGAAGUGGCACUGAUGCACAGGUGGCACUUGUGAAUGAGGUGAAGGCAGCUCUUGGCAGAGCAUUGGCUAUGGCUGAGAGCACAGAGAAACACGCCAGAUUGCAGGCGGUAAUGUGCAUUAUAAGUACGAUCAUGGAGUCCUGUCCAUCCACCUCUAGUUUCUAUAGCACUGCAACCACCAAAACCCAGCACAAUGGAAUGAAUAACAUCAUCCGACUCUUCCUCAAGAAGGGUCUCGUUAGCGAUUUGGCUCGCGUGCCGCACAGCCUUGAUCUGUCCAGCCCAAACAUGGCAAACACUGUAAAUGCAGCACUCAAACCUCUGGAGACUCUUUCUCGUAUUGUGAACCAGCCUAGCAGCCUGUUUGGAAACAAAGGGGCUUCAGGAAAGAACAAAUCUGAGCAGGACACCCAUGGAGCCACCAGAGACCCAAACAGUAACCAGCCAGACACAGGUGAAGCCGGAGCUGAGGCUCAAGAGGAGGAUCAAGAUGCAUCCCAAGCUGAAGUAAAUGAUGGGGACAUUAUGGAUGGGGAGACAGAGACUGACACUGUGGUUAUUGCAGGGCAACCCGAAGUCCUCAGCAAUCAGGAGAUGCAGGUGGAAAACGAACUUGAAGAUUUGAUAGAUGAGCUCCUAGAGAGGGAUGGCGCUGCAGUGAACAGAGUUGGGGAAGAUGAAUCUCAAGAGGAUGUGUUGAUGGAUGAAGCUCCAACCAACCUCAGUCAAGCUUCUACCCUUCAGGCAAACCGAGAAGAUUCUAUGAAUAUCCUAGACCCAGAGGAUGAGGAGGAGCACACACAGGAGGAAGACAGCAGUGGCAGUAAUGAAGAUGAGGAUGACAGUCAAGAGGAGGAGGAGGAAGAAGAGGAAGAUGAAGAUGACCAGGAUGAUGAGGAAGGUGAAGAAGGAGAUGAGGAUGACGAUGAUGAUUGCUCAGAGAUGGAGCUCGAUGAGGAUUACCCAGACAUGAAUGCUUCUCCUCUUGUACGCUUUGAGCGCUUUGAUCGGGAGGAUGAUCUCAUCAUAGAGUUCGAUAGCAUGUUCUCCAGUGCCACUGAUAUACCUCCUUCUCCUGGUAACAUCCCUGCAACGCAUCCUCUAAUGGUGCGCCAUGCAGACCACAGUGCCCUCACCCUUGGCACCGGUACAUCUACAACGCGUCUUGCACAGGGCAUUGGAAGAAGCCAGCGAACACUUCGACAACUUACAGCUAAUACUGGGCAUACUAUACAUGUUCACUACCCUGGCAACAGGCAGCCGAACCCACCUUUAAUCCUACAGAGGUUGCUUGGCCCCUCAGCUGCCGCUGAUAUCCUGCAGCUGAGUAGUAGUCUUCCUCUGCAGAGUCGUGGUCGGGCACGUCUCCUGGUAGGCAAUGACGAUGUCCACAUCAUUGCUCGGUCAGACGAUGAGUUGCUGGAUGACUUCUUCCAUGACCAGAGCACAGCCACUAGUCAGGCUGGCACUCUUUCCAGCAUCCCAACUGCACUGACUCGUUGGACAGAAGAAUGUAAAGUUUUAGAUGCUGAGAGCAUGCAUGACUGUGUGUCAGUUGUUAAAGUCCCCAUAAUAAACCACUUGGAGUCUCUGCGGGAUGAGGAACUUGAGGAGCGGCGGGAAAAACGUCGUAAGCAGCUGGCAGAAGAAGAUGCUAAGAUGGCAGAGAAGGCGAAGGAAGAGAAGGAAUCCAAAGAGCAAAAUCCACAGGGUGCCAAUUCCAAGCGAAGUACACCAUUCGAGUUGAGCCUUGCAGAGCAAGAUGCUAGUGGGAAUCCUGAGAACUUCCCUACUGCUCCUUCAUCUGCUGAGGGAACCCCUACAAGCCCUGAACUGGUUCCCCUUGAUCCAACUCUAAGAUCUCAUCCCCCUGAGGCCUCGUUGGCUGAGCUGCCUCAAAGUUUGCAGAUCGAGUCAGGAGCAGAUGAUGGUGGGCAGUUGUUAAUGCCAACUGAUCAAGAGGAAUCUGGGCCAGGAAGACCUAAUAUAGAAGGGGAUGCCACUCAAAUGGAACUCUCUCCAGCCCCUACCAUCACUUCUUUGUCACCAGAGAGAGCAGAGGAUUCGGAUGCUUUGACUGCUGUUAGCAGCCAGCUGGAGGGCUCCCCAAUGGACACUAGUAGCCUCGCCUCAGGGCCCCUUGAGGAAGGGGUUGGGGAAGCAUCUGGUGUUGUAAAUCCAGAGCAGUCACUUGUGAGCAGUAGUAUUGCUGUUGGCCAGCAGCCAGUGGAACCACCACUUUCAAGUGGCAGUCAAGUAGUAGUCUCUCAACACAGUAAUGACAGCUCUCCAUCAGCUUCUUCUUCUGAAUUGCCUUCUGCAAGAGAUUCUACUGUAGCUUUGUUGGCAACAGACUCGAGUGGCAUUCUUGAGGAACCCCUGCCCUCCACAAGUAGUGAAGAAGAAGAUCCAUUAGCAGGUAUAAAUCUUCCAGAAGGAGUAGACCCAUCCUUCCUUGCAGCUCUUCCAGAAGAUAUCCGGAGAGAGGUGCUCCAGAACCAAUUGGGCAUUAGGCCGCCUGUGAGGCCUCCACCCACUGCAGCUCCAGUGAUUCCACCACCUGUUUUGGGUAGUGCUGGAGUAACUGAAGUCAGUCCAGAGUUCUUGGCAGCAUUACCACCAGCUAUACAGGAAGAGGUGCUGGCCCAACAGAGAGCAGAGCAGCAAAGACGUGAACUCGCACAGAACACCACAUCUGACACCCCUAUGGAUCCUGUGACUUUUAUUCAGACCUUGCCAUCUGACCUUCGUCGUAGUGUGCUUGAGGAUAUGGAGGAUAGUGUUCUAGCAGUAAUGCCACCUGACAUUGCUGCGGAGGCACAGGCCCUGCGCAGAGAACAAGAAGCACGACAAAGGCAGCUUAUGCAUGAACGGCUGUUUGGUCACAGCAGCACCUCUGCACUUUCUGCUAUUCUCAGGAGCCCAGCUUUCACAAGCCGGUUGAGUGGGAAUAGAGGGGUCCAGUACACACGUCUGGCUGUGCAGAGAGGAAGCACCUUUCAAAUGAGUGGGAGCAGUACACAUACCAGCAGGCCAGCAGGAAGCAAUGUGGACAGCCUGCUGCGACUCAGAGGACGCUUGUUACUUGAUCAUGAGGCACUCUCCUGUCUUCUUGUGCUGCUGUUUGUGGAUGAACCCAAGCUUAACACCAGUCGCUUGCAUCGUGUCCUGAGGAACCUCUGUUACCAUGCACAAACCCGCAACUGGGUAAUUAGAAGCUUACUGUCCAUUCUGCAACGCAGCAGUGAAAGUGAGCUUUGUAUAGAGAGCCCAAAGACUCCUAUAGGAGGACCAGAUAAAAGAGCCAAGGCUUGCUCUUCCAGCCAUGACAACCGUCCCUUAGAAUUGAUUCCAUCCUGUGCAGCUAAGAACUCAAACCAGCUCUCCUGGCUCUCUGUGUCAAUGGACGCUGCUCUUGGUUGCCGUACCAACAUCUUCCAAAUCCAGAGGACUCUAGGGCGCAAGCACACUGAAAAGCAUGCAGCCUGUGGCUCCACUGUUCACAUACACCCACAAGCAGCUCCGGUGGUUUGCAGGCAUGUGUUGGACACACUGAUACAGUUGGCAAAGGUAUUCCCCAGUCAUUUCACACAGCAGCGGACCAAAGAGUGCAGUGUAGAAACCAGUGAGAGCAGGGAGAGGAGUAUAAAACUGACUUGCAGUCCGUGCCUUGCACCGUCGAGCAGCACCGGGGCAGGCAACAUUUCCACGGACUUUUGGGACUUGCUAGUUAAACUGGACAACAUGAAUGUUAGCCGGAAAGGAAAAACCUCUGUCAAGUCUAUCCCAGUGAGCUCUGGGGCUGAGGGUGAGUCCUCUCAGUGCAGUCUGGAGGCUUCACCUCUGGGUCAGCUCAUGAAUAUGUUGUCGCACCCUGUCAUCCGGCGGAGUUCACUACUUACUGAGAAGCUGCUACGUCUUCUUUCUCUCAUUUCUAUUGCCCUUCCUGAUAACAAAGCUCAAGAAUCAUUGGCAAUUGCAUCAAAUGCAAUUGCACCUGUUCCUGCACCCACCCCUGCAACAGCACCAGUACCUCUACCUGUACAGGCUGUAACCGUGCCAACUGCCAUCACUACAAAUGUAGUGUCAACGGUUACAAAAAGUGGCAAGUCUCCUGCAAAAUCCAGUGAAGGCAGCAGUCUACCUGAAAAGAUGGCUGCUUCAGGGCUUACUGAGAAACAGCUUCAACUUUCUGUUGAGGUUCUGACAUCCCACUCAUGUUCUGAGGAAGGGUUGGAGGAUGCAGCAAAUGUGUUAUUACAGCUGUCGCGGGGUGAUCCUAGCACAAGGGACACUGUGCUCAAACUGCUUCUUAGUGGAGCCCAUCACUUAGGAUACACACUGUGUAAACAGAUUGGUACUCUCUUAGCAGAGCUACGGGAAUACAACCUGGAGCAGCAGAGACGUAUUCAGUGUGAGGCAAUUUCUCCAGAUGGAUUGCCAGAAGAGCAGCCUCAGAAUGCCAAGGCUAAGGGCAAAAUGCAGAGCAGGUCUCUCCCCACCCCGUCCCUACGGUCCAGGUUCGACAUUGCAGAGAACGUGGUGAUUGUGGCAUCCCAGAAACGCCCACUAGGAGGAAGGGAGCUGCAGUUGCCUUCCAUGUCCAUGCUGACUUCGAAGACUUCCACGCAGAAAUUCUUCCUGAGAGUACUGCAGGUCAUCAUCCAGCUAAGGGACGACACUCGCAGAGCCAACAAGAAGGCAAAGCAGACCAGCAGACUAGGAGCUGCUAGUCUGGCCUCGGCUAGCAGCAUCCAGGCAGCUGUGCAGCAGCUGGAGGCUGAGGCUGAUGCCAUUAUACAAAUGGUACGUGAGGGUCAAAGGGCGCGGAGACAGCUGCAAACUGCAACGGCGGAAGGAUCUACUCGACGAGAAGAAUCUCCAAUGGAUGUUGACCAGCCAUCUCCUGUCACACAGGACACUCAGUCAGUUGCUUCUGAAGGAUCCCAGCCUGCUGAGAAGAAAGAGGAAGAGCGGUUGCCAGAACUGCCACUACUGAGUGAGCAGCUAAGUCUAGAUGAAUUGUGGGACAUGCUGGGAGAAUGUCUGAAAGAAUUGGAGGAGUCACAUGACCAGCAUGCUGUGUUAGUUCUUCAGCCUGCAGUAGAAGCCUUUUUCCUUGUCCACGCAACAGAACGAGAAAGCAAGCCUCCAGUACGGGAUACACGAGAAAGCCAGUUGUCUCAUAUCAAAGAUGAGCCCCCUCCUUUGUCCCCAGCGCCACUCACACCUGCUACGCCUUCUUCCUUGGAUCCCUUCUUUUCUCGGGAACCUUCAGCUAUGCACAUCUCAUCCAGCCUGCCUCCAGACACACAAAAGUUUCUUCGUUUUGCAGAAACACACCGCACUGUGUUAAACCAGAUUCUCCGGCAGUCCACCACUCAUUUAGCGGAUGGGCCCUUCGCUGUACUUGUGGAUUAUAUCAGAGUCCUCGACUUUGAUGUGAAGCGCAAAUAUUUCCGCCAGGAGCUCGAGCGACUGGAUGAAGGGCUGCGCAAAGAAGAUAUGGCUGUCCAUGUAAGACGAGACCACGUGUUUGAAGACUCUUAUCGUGAGCUCCAUCGGAAAUCUCCAGAAGAAAUGAAAAACAGAUUAUACAUUGUGUUUGAGGGGGAAGAAGGCCAGGAUGCAGGUGGACUUCUCAGAGAAUGGUAUAUGAUCAUCUCAAGGGAGAUGUUCAAUCCCAUGUAUGCACUGUUCCGCACUUCACCUGGAGAUCGCGUCACUUACACCAUCAAUCCCUCAUCCCACUGCAACCCCAACCACCUCAGCUAUUUUAAGUUUGUGGGGCGUAUUGUUGCAAAAGCAGUGUAUGACAAUCGGCUGCUGGAAUGCUACUUCACACGGUCCUUCUACAAACACAUCCUCGGCAAGUCUGUCCGGUACACAGACAUGGAAAGUGAAGACUAUCAUUUCUACCAGGGUUUGGUCUAUCUGCUGGAAAAUGAUGUCUCCACAUUGGGAUAUGAUUUGACAUUUAGCACAGAGGUUCAGGAAUUUGGAGUCUGUGAAGUCCGUGAUCUGAAGCCUAAUGGGGCAAACAUUCUCGUAACCGAGGAUAACAAAAAGGAAUAUGUUCACCUUGUGUGCCAGAUGAAGAUGACAGGUGCAAUUCGUAAACAGUUGGCUGCUUUCCUAGAGGGAUUCUAUGAGAUUAUCCCCAAACGUCUUAUCUCUAUCUUCACGGAGCAGGAGCUGGAACUGCUCAUCUCCGGCUUGCCCACCAUUGACAUAGACGACUUAAAAUCCAAUACAGAGUAUCACAAGUACCAGUCUAAUUCUAUCCAGAUUCAAUGGUUCUGGAGAGCACUGCGUUCUUUUGAUCAGGCUGACAGAGCCAAGUUCCUUCAGUUUGUGACUGGAACGUCUAAGGUUCCUCUACAGGGCUUUGCAGCUCUAGAAGGAAUGAACGGCAUCCAGAAAUUCCAAAUACACAGGGACGAUCGAUCCACAGACAGGCUGCCUUCUGCACACACAUGUUUCAACCAGUUGGACCUUCCAGCCUAUGAGAGCUACGAAAAGCUACGUCACAUGCUGCUUUUGGCCAUCCAGGAGUGCUCUGAGGGGUUUGGCCUAGCCUAGGAAGGCCUUCCUGUGUUUUUUUUUUUUCUACUGUUGGACUUUAGUGAGAGAUUAAGAAAAAUAAAGCCAUGCAUCGAUCUCGCUCACCCUGCUGGCGCCAAGAAGAGGGACUUGCCUUCUGAAGUUGCCGUCUGUUUCACUUCCCUUUUGAUGGUGAAGUGUCUGUGCUGAGACUUGAAAAACACUGCUCGGAGGGACAUGGAGAACAGAGAGGAGCAGGGGGGAAAAUUAUAUAUAAAUAUAUAAAUAUAUAUUUUUUUCUGUUUUGCUUUUCUUCCGUUUUGCUUAAGGAUGAGUUAUGAUGCUCAACUUUUCCAAAAGAAAAGCUCCGACCGCAGGGUUAAAGAGGCUGGUGAAGUUAAAUGGUAAAAAAAAAAAAAAAAAAAAUGUGAAAAAAGGCGAACUGAUAAAAGGUCUGAAAACUAGAGCACUCUUGUUAAGAAAUAGCCACUACUCCCGACGCUAUUUUUUAUUUUUUUUCUCCGCUUCAAAUAAAUUACUGAGGUGUUUACCUGUAAAUAAACCACUGAAUGGAAAAAUAACCCUAUUGAUCCUUUUUUUUUUUUUUUUUUUUUUAAUUUAACUUUAUGCCCCUCUCUGUUGGUGCUUGGAAUGUUGGGAUGGGGUGUGCAGUUGUAGUAGAGCCGAAGCCAGGAGGGGGUUGGCAUUUUUGCAGUUCUUGGAACAUACAUCUAGUAAGCUAAGCUGCCUAUUGGGGGAGGUAGGGGGGAAGUAAAUUAAAAUAAAAAAUAAAAAAAACUUCCAUCUUCCUGGAAUCUACUUUAUGUGUGAAGUUAAAAGGAUAAGGAGAAAAGUUGUGCUGUUUUCCCAUUUUUGUUUUUCUAGUUUUGUUUUUUUUUCUUAUUUUAUUUUUUUUAUUUUUUUUAUUUCCAGGUAUAAUUUACAUAGAUAUGAAAAAGUAAACUGGAAAACAAAUUCAGCUAAGGUUAAUUUUGUUUGGAUUUUUUUCCUCCCUGCAAUUCCCUUAUAUUUAUUCUUUAUCCUUAUUGAUUUAAUGUUUGGACUGCUAGGAUUUUCUGAUUUUUUUUUUUUUUUUUUUUUUUUUUUUUUUUUUACACAUUUCUCAAAUCAAAAUAAAAAGAAAGAUGAAGAAAAAAUACACAAAGGGUUUCUCUGCAAGUUUUCAGACUUUGAGGAGAGCUUGUGGCUGAAGUUGUUGUGUGCUGUGAUUUUGGAGGGAGGUCUGAGGUGUAGUAGUAGAUCCGGACGAAGUUAUUGGCGUUUUUCUGCCAGAUCUUAUUCUUAGCCUGCCAGUCUUGGUUCACAUCCCACAUGCUGUGCACAAAAUAGGGAUUAAGCACUUCUGUCAACUAGACCAUUCGGGAGUUAAUGCAAGUGGUUAAAUAAAGGUUUAGUUUGAAAGCCAA